Molecule: messenger RNA, 474 nt
Organism: Nicotiana tabacum (common tobacco)
Lineage: Eukaryota; Viridiplantae; Streptophyta; Magnoliopsida; Solanales; Solanaceae
Source: RefSeq, a predicted model, not a curated record
AUGGAGUACUUCCGCUUAGUGCAUAACCAUCACAAAAAAGUUUCUUAUCAAAAUAAAACAAUUCAAUGGCAACCACCUCCAAAUGGUUUCUUCAAGCUUAAUACAGACCACGCUUAUGAUGAAAACAGUAAAGCGGGAGGGGGUGGUGGACUUAUCCGAAACCAUAAUGGUGAUUGGAUUACUGGUUAUACAAUUUACAACUACACUCACUCUUCCACUCAUAUGGAAAUACUAGCCUUUUACAAUGGUCUAAGGCUAGCACUCAAUCACAAGUUAGCUCCACUUAUUGUGGAAAUUAAUUCACAGGUACUGAGCCAACUGUUAUCGUCUAAUAAUCUAGCUUUCUCACACAUGUUAAUGGAUUGCAGGAACCUACUGGAGAAGCUGGGCAGCCCACAGGUGGGCCACAUCUUUCGAGAAGCAAAUGCUGUCGCUGAUAAACUGGCCUGCUACGGGAAAGGCAGAGAUCCAUAA